AUUCGAGGGGUGUCAACCAGGUCCUCGAACUAUGAAAAUCGACAUGUGGGUCCUCGAACUAUUGUAAGUGUCUCAGUCACGUCCAAAACCUGCCCGACCCAGUCUGACCUACCGUUGACUGUUGCCACGUCGGACAGGGGUAACGGAGGUGGAUGGAUAUUUACAAAAAACACCCCGAAUCGUUUCAGAUCUCCAUUCCCCAGUCCUUGCCUCUUCUUCUCCUUCUCUCCCGAUCUCUCUCACGGCGAUUUGGGGGCGGCGGCGCCAUGGUUCGGAGCUGGAGCGCGUCAGCGAGCUCUUCCUGGCCGCCUUCCUCUGACCCUGAGGCUGGUGCAUCUCUCCCUCUACUUAAGUGCUGCACGUGCGGCUGGAGGCAAGUGAUUCGUCUGGUUUCCAAAUCUGACAGGAAUCCAGGACGGGUUUUCUUCAAAUGCCCUAAUCACAAGAGAGGGUCACAUGGAUCUUGUGACUGCUAUCACCGGAUAGAUGAAUAUUUGGAUCUUGUUUUGUGCCAUGGUUAUAAUAUUCCUAAAGAGGAGGUGGAGUACAUUGCAAUGAUUUCCAAGCCCUAUCUGGACAGGGAGAUGACAACCAAAGGAACGAAGCCAAACAUUCGUGCUAGUUUCAUAGAGAAAGAUAGCAGGGUAGAAAGUGUGGUCAAGAAGAUUAGCAACAUUCCUGGAAAUCAGAUGAGCCAGAUUGCUGAAGAUAUCAAGCUUCAGUUGGAUCUUGUUGUAGGCAUAGGUUGGAAGAUUCUGCUUGUUUGUACCAUGAUUCUUGCCGUGAACUUGUAUGCUGUUGUAAUGAAGUAGGAGCUGAAAUGUGUUUUUAGUUGCCAAAUGUGCAAGAAACAUUGGCAGUGAACAAUGUAUGGUGCAUGUAGCGAUGACAUUAUGAAAUAUUUCCAGAAUGUGCUUUGCAAUA
Triticum dicoccoides is the source of this 924-nucleotide messenger RNA. RefSeq lists its product as uncharacterized. The record is from RefSeq and is a predicted model, not a curated record. Lineage: Eukaryota; Viridiplantae; Streptophyta; Magnoliopsida; Poales; Poaceae. Gene Ontology annotation, molecular function: zinc ion binding. The coding region runs from base 153 to 812 and encodes 219 amino acids. The transcript is spliced from 2 exons.